Messenger RNA from Emiliania huxleyi CCMP1516, 1047 nucleotides. RefSeq lists its product as hypothetical. NCBI's taxonomy places the organism in Eukaryota, Haptophyta, Isochrysidales, Noelaerhabdaceae. The record is from RefSeq and is a predicted model, not a curated record. The coding region runs from base 1 to 1047 and encodes 348 amino acids. The transcript is spliced from 5 exons.
AUGAAAGAAUUCGCAGCCCCUGGGUAUUCUCGCCGGUUUUCGACGGCGGUAGGACUGCCGGACUGCCGCUUGAGCGUGACGCUCAAGUGCCCCCCGCCCGGCCAUCGUAGUCGCCAUGAGAUGACCGACGAGAUGGCCCGCGAGUGCACGGCACUGGCCAGCCCAAGCGAUGCUGCCGCCGCGGUAGCCGGCGCGGCACUCAACCUGUUCGGGAUCUGCGCUCUUCCCUGCUGUCACGGCGCCGGGCGCGCGUGGGGGGAGUGCGAGAAGCACGCGCCGUGCAACCGCAGCGGCGUCAUUGGAGAGCAUCUGCGCACGCACGUGGGGUGCGUGCACCAAGGUGACGUUGCGGAGCGACUGCCUCCGGAGCUGCAGCUUCGCAUCCUCGAGGGCGUCGACGACUUCUCCGACUGCGCUGUCUUCAGCCUCGCGUCGCCGCGCCUCGGCCUCCUCGCCCUGCGCAGCGGCCUGGCGCGCUUCAAGUACCCGCUCUUCGCCGUGGCGAUGCGGCGGCUGCUUCCCCAGCGGGCCAGCGCCGACCACUUCCCGUGGAUUGCGAGGGUGAGCCCGGCGCUCUGCCUCUCAUCGGAAGUGGAGGGUGCUGGUGACAGCCGCAGCGAGUUCUGGCAUUUGCGGCGCGGCGAAGAGAGUGGCGCAAAGCUGCGGUUUAGGGGGAAGACGGGGGAUAUGUUGCACUUCGAGGGCGCGCGGGGUGCGGAGAGGAGGGUGCGCGCGGUGCGUGCCGCUGAUGGCGAGGUGGAGCACUACGAGGGCGAGCAAGGUGCGGAGCGGUGUGUGCGCGCCGAGUUUGCCAACGGCAUGGUGCAGCACUACGAGGGCGAGGGAGAUGCGGAGCGGAUGGUGCGCGCUGAGUUUGCCGACGGUAUGGUGCUGUACUACGAGGGCGAGCGAGGAGCGGAGCGGAGGGUGCGCGCGGAGUAUCCCGACGGCGAAGAGUGGUACUACGAGGGCGAGCGAGAUGCGGAGCGGCUGGUGCGCAAAGAGCUGGGCGGGAAGGGCUCGUCACGGGGGACGCCAUUCACGUAG